AAGAAAGCUAGCGUUCAAUACUAUUUCAGCUAUUUCCAACUGUAUAUGUAUGUACAACAGUAAAUAUACAUAACUGCAUUGCAAUGGAGAAAACAAUAUUGUCUUUGGAUUUUUUACUAUUCAUUACAUGUAUCUGGAACGUGGACUCGAGGCAAUGCAGAGGAUCGUUCCGUUGCUGUUUCGGAUAUAAGUGGAGUGAGACAUUAAGAUCUUGUAUUGUAUGCAGUGUAGGUUACACAGGCAUUGGAUGUCGCAUGACUUGUCCAUAUCCUUAUUAUGGUGUUCAUUGUCAAAAGAGAUGCCAAUGUACCAAGGAGAAAUGUAACAUUGCUCUCGGAUGUGUUUCAGGUACGACUACAGACAGAUCAGUAGUAGAAAAGGCUUCUGAGAGCGUUAGUUCAGCGCUUGCAAGGAAUCUUAAUGCCGCAAAAGUCAAACAUGCAGAUAUGAACGAUGCUACAUUCCCAAUUGAAACAACUACUGAGAAUUUUACAUCAGAGUUCUCUGCAAUAUUUACUACCUCAAACUUCAAUGUUUUACGUACGAGUAUCUCUGAUAAAUACAUUACCGAAGCCAAACCCCCUGUAGAAACAGCAGAGGAGAAUAUUACUAUGAUGAAAAUUAAUCUAUGUGGUAAUUUCUCUGGUAAACCCAAAUCUCAGACCAUUCUGUCUAACGUGACUAUUGUUUCCUCCAUUCUUCUGGGACUACUUGUGAUCCUGAUGAUUGGUAUAUAUGGUGUAUACAAGGCUCUCAAAGUACGCAAAGGAAAUGCUGAAAGUUCUAUCUACACUGAAAUUGGAGCAGAAAUAAAGACACCACAAAUACCUGAGGUGAUUUACUCAAAACUAAGAGGAAACGAUGAAUGUUACACUGAAGUGGUAUAAUUGUGUUAAAAGGAACUUGACUUAAGAUUAGCGCUCUAAUAUUGAGAUCACUGUACACAAGGUUAUUUUCGUCCCGAGUUAUUAUCGCCCAUUUACUUUUGCUAACGAUUUGGCUUCUUUUAAAUUCGCCCAUCAUAGUUCUGUUUACGAGAUCAUAUAGUGUUUUAUCGAAUUCUGUCUGUUUUAAAUUCGCCAACAUGUGACAAGGGCGAAAGGGGUGAAAAUAAACCAGUGUACAGUAUUCAAAAA
This is a messenger RNA of Saccostrea cuccullata (small rock oyster), 1136 nucleotides long. RefSeq lists its product as uncharacterized. The record is from RefSeq and is a predicted model, not a curated record. The transcript has 6 exons. NCBI's taxonomy places the organism in Eukaryota, Metazoa, Mollusca, Bivalvia, Ostreida, Ostreidae. Bases 84 to 887 code for a protein of 267 amino acids.